This is a messenger RNA of Funneliformis mosseae, 930 nucleotides long. The record is from the annotation of a GenBank genome assembly. NCBI's taxonomy places the organism in Eukaryota, Fungi, Glomeromycota, Glomeromycetes, Glomerales, Glomeraceae.
AUGGUGAAUCCACACUUUGUUCCUAAGAAUGUUUUCCAAUAUGGCGAUAUUAGUUAUGUAGAUCAUAAAGAGGCAUCCGAUGCGAAAAAAGAUGGAUUUGAACAAAUAACUUAUUUAACAUUGGAUAUUUAUGCUCGCAAGGAUAUAUCCAAAUCUACUCCAAAACCUGUUUUUAUGUUUAUUCACGGGGGUGAAUGGAUAAGAGGAGAUAAAGCAUCUCCAUAUCCAUUGAUACGCCAUUUGGCCGAAGUUGGUUGGGUGGUCGUAUCUGUAAAUUACAGGCUCGCACCGACAACUUUGUACCCGGCUCAAUUGAUCGAUGCCAAACGAGCUCUGCGGUGGGUGAAGCUAAACAUUGAGCACUUUGGUGGAGAUCCAAAGUUUAUAGCUGUUGCUGGUGAUGAUGCGGGAGGUCAGAUUGCCGCGGUACUCGCACUCACGCCAAAUAAACGGGAAUAUCAAACUGGUUUCGAAGAGGUUGACACAUCUGUUAAAGCCUGUGUCUUGAUUAAUGCUAUUACAGACCUUGUAGACGAACAGAAAUUAUGGGAUUACGAUAUCUCGGAUUAUUUUUCAAAAAAAAUUGCUGGACGAGGCAACAAAGAUAUUGCGUUUUGUAAAGAACAUUCGCCACUAUAUCUUAUCAAAAAUGAUUCAGUACCAUUUUUGGUGUUUCAUGGUGACCGUGACACUUUAAUACCUUUCAAAUCAUCCAUUAAUUUCGUCAAUGAAUUUAAAAAAAAAACCAAAUCGGAAAUUCAAUUCAUUCCAAUUCCGGGAGGACACCAUGUAUAUCAUCUUUUCUCCUCUCCUCGAUCGCAUUAUCAAGCUAUUGGCGUUGAGCAAUGGUUAAACCACAUUUAUGACGAUGGAAAUAAUGAUAAAAAUGAAUAUGCAUGGGUAUCAGAGGAAAAUGAUUUUUCUGAAUAA